AUGUACGGCAAAAAUAAAGGUGUUAGCGCACCCUCGGAUAUGCAUGCGAAAGACAAAUUGAAUUUAUAUGUCUACGAAUAUUUGUACCAUAUUGGUGCAUCGAAGGCAGCUCAGGGAUUUUGUGCGGAUAUGAAAUGGGAACAGAAUAAAAUGUCACUUGGCGAAGCACCAGGAUUUUUAUUCAGUUGGUGGUGCGUUUUUUGGGAUUUGUACAGUGCGGCACCGGAACGUCGAGAACAACAUCCUCAUUCUGAAGAAGCAAAAGCAUUUCAUGAUUAUGGUUUUAUAAAUUCCAAUUACGCUCCUAAUGGUAUUCCUCCUCAAUCGAACGUAAAUCCAAAUGCUCCACCACCAAUGCCAAUGAAUGUCAAUGAAGGAAUGCAUAAUCCAGGUGUUCCUUUUUUUCCACCGCCAGGACAGCCAAUCAUGAAUCAAUAUUCUCGUUAUCCAAAUGCACCUCCACGUUCACUUGUUCGACUGCCAUCUCAAUCAGAUUAUCCGGGUGGACCCAACGGAGGACCUUUAAUGCCACCUCAAAUGGAUGUUGGUCGAAAUGGCUUACGUAUGACAUCACCGGGCGCUCGAUUACCACCGAAUUCAAUGGGUCAUCCAGGUCCAGGUGGACCACCACCUCCUAAUGCAUAUCGACCUCAAGGUAUGCCACCCUCAAUGUCACCAUCGAUGAAUCAAACUGGUCCACGAAUGUAUAUGACUAAUUCACCUGGGGUUGGAGGUUAUUCUUCAUCGUCGCCUGCUCCUUACGGUACUCCAUGUCCUACUGGUCAUGCACCGACGACACCCAUGAUGCCAAGUCCUCAAGACGCAAAUGGUGGAGAAAUGACACCUUAUGGCAUGCGACCGAUGCCUGGAGGAAUGCCACCAGGACCCAAUCCAAUGGUACAUACAUAUGAUCCACAUUUAUCUCACAUGCCGUCGAUGCCACCGGAUAUGUCCCAUCACGGUCCAAUUAAUGGCGAUUAUGAUCAACAAAUGAAACAAUCACCCGGUCAGCAACAACAACAACAGCAACAACAACAACAGCAACAACAGCAACAACAACAACAACAACAAGCACCACCUCCAUCUUCAGACGUACCUAAUUUCAAUUACAAUGAAGAUCAAACUAGCGAUACUAAUGCUAUCUUGAAACUGAAAGAAUCAAUGCAAGAAGAAGUAAAAAAGUUUGAUAAAACGCCUAGUAACUCAAAUAACGAUGAUUAUAAUCACUAUACUGGUAUUGGUUAA
Adineta ricciae is the source of this 1245-nucleotide messenger RNA. The record is from the annotation of a GenBank genome assembly. Lineage: Eukaryota; Metazoa; Rotifera; Eurotatoria; Adinetida; Adinetidae.